Molecule: messenger RNA, 2171 nt
Organism: Diuraphis noxia (Russian wheat aphid)
Lineage: Eukaryota; Metazoa; Arthropoda; Insecta; Hemiptera; Aphididae
Gene: Vps50
Product: vacuolar protein sorting 50
Biological process (GO): endocytic recycling; retrograde transport, endosome to Golgi
Cellular component (GO): EARP complex
Molecular function (GO): SNARE binding
Source: RefSeq, a predicted model, not a curated record
GCAUAUUAAAAUUGGUGAAGAAUUUUGCAAUAGUAAAUCAGAACAAUUACAAAAUGAUACUAAAAAGUCUUGUAUCAGUUAUUUUCAUGCUUAUCAUAAAAAUUGUCUGGACGAGCUUACAAUAUUUUUUGAAAACGAAAGUUGGACUCCUUGUCCAGUGAAACGUGAAUUUAAUUUAUUUCAACUGCAGGAAUUUAGAACAAUUAGGAAUCGUAUUCAAAAAAUUGAUUCUUCUCAUCUAACUCACAGCAGAAAUUCAUCUAUGGACAGUAGCUCUAUUAGUACGUGUGAAUAUUUUCAUUUCACAUCGGAUAAAUCACCGUUUGAUAAUGAUUUAAAUACUACAUACUGUGAAGAUAUAUUAGAUACAGAGAUGGAUGGAAAUAGUGUUUGUAGUGAUGAUACUAAUAACAGUUAUGAAGACACAGAUAAUUAUAAUAUAACAGCAGAUAACUAUGAAAGGCCACCUUUGCUUACAAACACAACAUUGACAGUAAUGAGACAUUGUGGGAAGUACUUAAAAAUAUGCAAUAUACUAAAAUCAAUAUCAGAAGAUGUAGUCACUUGUUUAUGUCAACUGUUUGAGUAUUAUCUAUACUCGGUCCAUUUACUAUUUACAUCAGACAUGCUGCCUCAGAUAUGUUAUGGUGUAAAUAGUAUAAAGCUUCAAUCAGUAAUAACAAGAAUAUGCAACACUUUGAUUCAAUGUAAUCAUGAAAAUGAAAUAAAUCAAAAUCCAUUUAUUCGAGAACCUGUAGCACUUCAAAUAUUAAGUCUGUCAGAUGCAAACAAUUUAUAUAACGUUUCUGAACGAAUUGUUGCUGUAGAAUCAUUAGUGUUUUUAGGAGAGCAGUACAAACUAUUGCAUUCUUAUUUGAAUACAUUAUUAACAUCGGAUACAAGCAGUUAUUCAUUACAACAAUUUUAUAAUCAAACUGUAGCAGUAGCAGUUGAUUUACGAAAACCAGUAUAUGGUCGUGUGAUUUGUAAAUCUAUUGAUUAUAAUCAAGUGCUAAGUAUGAUGAUCAAAGUGAAUUGGGAGGUAAAAGAUAUUAUGUGUGAACACAGCAGAUAUGUUGAUUAUUUCUUACAAGAGAUACGAGCUUUUUUUAAAACUCUUAAAACAUCAACAUCCAAUAUAUAUUUAAAUGAGCAAGUAUUAAAUUCUAUCUGGGAAGCUAUAGCUGUCCUAGUAUCUUCUGUUUUUAUUGAAGGAUUUUCAUUAGCCAAAAAAUGUUCAAAUGCUGGUCGAGCAUUAAUGCAACUUGAUUUCACACAAUUUUUAUCACAAAUAAACUCAAUUUGUCCUCUUAAUCCAUUACCACAUAAAGAACUAAUCGAAGUGUAUAUAAAGGCUUAUUACUUACCUGAAACAUCAUUAGAAACAUGGAUAAGGGAUCAUCAGGAAUAUACUCAUAAACAAUUAUUAGCUGUCAUAAACUGUGUGUGUCAAAACAAUAAACGGUCACGACAAAAGCUGACUAAUUUAUUGGAAGAGUCUCUACAAAGAUAAUCUCAUUUUUAUUACUAAAUGUAUUAGUUAUUUAUUUUUAAUUAUUUUUAUUAAUUCAGUUAAUAUUAUGCAAUUAUAAAUAACUGAUAAGAUUGUUUUUUACUUCAACAAUUCAACCUAAGUGGGUUAAUUUUUUUAUGAAAUCUCCGUUCAAUAAUUAUUUAAUACUCAAUUACACUUAUUUUAUAGCACACACUAUUUUUUUCAACUUUUUCAACAACUCUGAAAACUAAAAAAGUCGACAACGUUUUCAAUGUGAAUAAUCAUUUUUGAUAGGACACAUGCUGAUAAAUUUGUUCACAUUUUUGCUAAGCUUACUGAGAGAAAUAACUUGGUGUCAAUGCUGGGUCCACUUUUUAAAAAACUUUUUUACUCUUCGUGUUGAUUCAUUCAAAUCGACAAGUGACAAAAGGUUCAUAUUUGUUCAGUGUUUUUGUUAUAUGAUGUAGUAAUAUAUGUAUCAGUCAUAAGGGUUUAUGACAUAUCAUAUAUCCUUACUAAUAUAGAUUUAAAACUAAAUACCUACGGAGAAUAAAGGUUAUUAUUUCCGAUUUAAAUCCUUUACUGUUCAUAUCUAGGAAAGUAAGAAUUACCUAAGUAUAAGUUAACAAUAAUUAUUAUGAAAUAACAUUUUAAGACAUUAAUUGUUUACUUUUAA